UCAGCGGUGGGGAUUCUAAAGAUAUUGUGAAAAUAAUUUCACAAUGCUUAAUGAUACAUAACAAUGUUUGCAACAUGCACACAAGUGACAUAGUUUUUGAAAGAUAAGAUUCGAAAUACAAAAAUCAAAUCGUAUCUGUUUGAUCUGAAUGAAGCAACGCACGAUAGAUGAGAUAAAAAUUGAUGAAACACGCAAUAAUUCCAGUAUAUAUUAAACUCUAUUCGACAUCUUUGACCACUCCAGAGUUACGGAACCGGCAGUUCUAUCAUUACCUGCAUUAUUGUCAGUCAAAGAGACUGCAAUCCACGAGUGAAGGAUGGUGCAGACGGUUUGGAUAUGGGGCGCAGUGGUUUUAAUAGCAAGAUUUGCGGCUGGACUUGAAAAUGGCCUUGUCCGAACCCCACCUAUGGGCUGGCUGUCCUGGGAAAGGUUUCGAUGCAAUACAGACUGCAAAAAUGAUCCCGACAAUUGCAUCAGAGAUGGCCUUUUCCGCACAAUGACAGAUAUUGUUAUAGCAGAAGGGUACGCUGCACUUGGAUAUCAGUAUAUCAAUAUCGAUGAUUGUUGGCUCGAAAGGGAGAGAGGUUUUGAUGGUCAGCUUAAGCCUGAUAGACAACGUUUUCCUUAUGGCAUUAAGAAUCUGGCUGAUUAUGUACAUUCCAAGGGAUUGAAAUUUGGCAUUUAUGAAGAUUAUGGUAAUUACACCUGUGGCGGUUAUCCAGGUGUUUUGGGUCACUUAGAAGAAGAUGCUGCACUUAUUGCAUCAUGGGAUGUUGAUUACGUAAAACUAGAUGGUUGCUAUGCCCAUCCAUCAGACAUGGAUAAAGGAUAUUCUGAAUUUGGAUACUACUUGAACCGAACGGGAAGACCUAUGGUAUACUCGUGUAGCUGGCCUGUCUAUCAAACUUUUGCCGGCAUGAAGCCAAACUUCAGUCUUAUAUCGGAUACCUGUAAUCUGUGGAGAAAUUUCGGUGAUAUUCAAGAUUCAUGGGCAAGUAUUGAGAGUAUAAUGGAUUAUUUUGGCGACAACCAAGAUGAAAUUUCACCAAAUGCUGGACCAGGGCACUGGAACGACCCAGACAUGCUGAUAGUCGGUAACUUUGGGCUUAGCUACGAACAAAGUAAAACGCAAAUGGCCUUGUGGGCUAUACUAGCUGCGCCGCUAUUCAUGUCAGUAGAUCUUAGGACAAUUAGACCAGAAUACAAAGCAAUUUUACAAAACAAGAAAAUAAUAGCCGUUGAUCAAGAUCCCUUGGGAAUUCAGGGCCGAAGAAUUUAUAAGCACAAAGGCAUCGAAAUCUGGGCAAGACCUAUUAGUCCAACUUACCAGAACUACUAUUCCUAUGCUAUUGCAUUCAUUAAUCGGCGAACUGACGGUACCCCAUCAGACGUCUCUGUAACGUUGAAGGAACUUGGACUAGCAUAUCCCGCAGGUUACAGAGUAGAGGAUCUAUACGAGGACGUUGAUUAUGGAAUACUGACGCCCCAAACAAAAAUCAAAGUUAAAGUGAACCCCUCGGGAGUUGUAAUUCUACGUGCUGAUGUAGAUUUGGAAACUGCGUACACCCGAAAUAAUUACACCCCCUUUCCGGUUCUGAACCAAGUUUUCAAAGUCAAUCAAAAUAGCUUCCAGUGAUGAAAAACAAUUAAAAAUUAGAUAAUACUAAUUAUUACAAUAUUAGAUCUUAGUUUUCAAGUAGGAAACGUUACCAUGAAUUUAAGAAUAUUUACACCAAGUGAGAUAAAGUUUAUAUACAUAAAUACAUUUUUUAAUUACUCUGAUAUUUUUGUAAUAUUUUAAGUAUCUCCAAUUCGGACCAAAAAACUAUUCCUGAUCUAAUA
Diprion similis is the source of this 1842-nucleotide messenger RNA. RefSeq names its product alpha-N-acetylgalactosaminidase. Gene Ontology annotation, cellular component: cytoplasm. Bases 317 to 1636 code for a protein of 439 amino acids. Gene Ontology annotation, biological process: glycosylceramide catabolic process; glycoside catabolic process; oligosaccharide metabolic process. The transcript is spliced from 8 exons. Gene Ontology annotation, molecular function: alpha-galactosidase activity. The record is from RefSeq and is a predicted model, not a curated record. Lineage: Eukaryota; Metazoa; Arthropoda; Insecta; Hymenoptera; Diprionidae.